AUGCUCUCGAUGUUGAUCGGUUUCACCAUUGACGAUCUUCUCUUGAUGUUGAUCGGAAAAUUGCAGAGGUGGAGGAUGAAAAGAGAUCUGUUCAGGUUGCUUGCUUAUGAAGGUGUUGAAGUCAUAAAUCCAGAAGGUGGUAAGGAAAAUGCAGAAGAGGAAGCUCAGAGAGGAAGGUGGAAAGACGAGGAACGUGAUAGUGGAAGAUGA
Messenger RNA from Eruca vesicaria subsp. sativa (arugula), 210 nucleotides. The record is from the annotation of a GenBank genome assembly. NCBI's taxonomy places the organism in Eukaryota, Viridiplantae, Streptophyta, Magnoliopsida, Brassicales, Brassicaceae.